AUGCAGUUGUUAAAGCCGGUUAUAGAGAAGAAAAGACGAGACCGAAUAAAUCAGAGUCUUAGCGAGCUAAGGACUUUGUUGCUGAACUAUACAUUAGAUUCGGUGAGUUUUUCAAUCCUAUAUAGCAUUCAUUGUUGUAGUCUGUGAGUCUAUAGGGCCAUCCAAAGCAGUCUAUUCACUCUAUUAAUCUUGACCACUCACAGCGUUUACAGAACCCCAAACUGGAGAAAGCAGAGAUUCUAGACCUGGCUGUAGAAUAUCUUCAAAAAAGGACAGACAAACGAAGCAUGAGCAAAGGUAGGUCUAUCUAAUUAGCUCUAGACCUAUGUGUGUUGUGAAUGAUCAUCUGCAAUGCAUGAAAUUGUCUGCAAAAAUUCACAAUAAAUAAAAAAUGUCCCUCUCCUCUCCCACCCGUUCACUUUUUUUUAAAUAGAUUGUUCCACCCAGGCUGUGUGUGGGCCGAAGGAGGUGCAACAGGAUAUUCACAGUGAGGUUUCCAUGGCAGGCAUCCCCAUUCCCACAGCAGCAGCAGCAUACUCCAGGUCUGCUCUCCCUGCCAUCUACACCGCAGGCUUCCAACAGUGUGUUUCUCACCUGGCUGGCUUCAUGGGCAGCAGCAGCCCCUUGGAGAGAGAGGGCUUCAUCCUCCUCCAAGGGCUGAAAAGCUACAUAGACAGUCAGUACCCAACCACAAACCCCAGUACAGCCAUGUACCCAUCCAGUCAGUACCCAACCACAAACCCCAGUACAGCCAUGUACCCAUCCAGUCAGUACCCAACCACAAACCCCAGUACAGGACAGCUGCAGUGCCCAUCCUCUUCCUCAACAACAGACUUCCAUCUGAGGUCGGGUGGGAAGGAGAUGGCUCAUUGGGCAGACAUGGUGCCUGUGAGAGAAGGAUGCCGUCACUCUAAACAGGGGACUGUUCUCUGUCUCUGCAAAUCCACUUUGUCGACCACCCACCAUUCUUCCUGCCAACCUGGUGGCCACUCGUACCUCUUGACGCCUGACUACCUCUCCCCACCUCUGUCUCCCUGCCUUUCUUGUUCUCCUUCAGCUUUCACCACCCCUCCUCCCUAUUCCUCAUUUCCCUGUCACUUUCUUUUCCCUCCCAGCCUGUCACCUAUUUCCUCCGACCCCUCCUGCUCUGGAUCCCUGUCGCUACAUAACAUCCCACCUCCUCCAGUUGGUUUUUCACCCACCCUCCCUCUCCCGAGCCCCCCUCUCCUCUCAUUUCCCUCCCUUACCUCUCAGCUGUCCCCUGGGUCUGCGCCGAGGCGAGAAUUAUUUAUUAACUCCACACACUGGAGACCCUGGUAG
Messenger RNA from Coregonus sp. 'balchen', 1320 nucleotides. The record is from the annotation of a GenBank genome assembly. Lineage: Eukaryota; Metazoa; Chordata; Actinopteri; Salmoniformes; Salmonidae.